AUGUACGUGUCUGUGCGUUGCAUUGUGGACCAAAACUUUUUCUUUUCAGAGGACAUUUGGCUGAACCACAUGGUCUUCGUUGCAUUCACAUCGCUCAGCUUGGGGUUACCUCGGCCCUAUGUCUGGCUCUUGACCUUGUUGCACUCCGUUUUCUUCGUCAGCUAUACCGUUGUAAAUGCCGAAAGCCCAAAACUGCAGCACAGACCCAGCGUGGGUUCGCAAGUGUUUUUAGUUGCCCUCAUGGCAAUCUUCACCAAGUAUAGUCAGGUGUUGACGCAGGUCAGCCAUUCACAGGCUGAAGCGGAGGUCAUGGCUCGCAUUUGUGAGGAAGAAGUUCGACUGGCGCGUGAAGAAGCCAGCCUCUCCGCGGAGCGUGCCCACAUGGCUGAGGCCGAAGCUCGAGCGGCUCGGGCCGAGAAUGAGAGAGGCCAAUAUCAAGGCCGCGUUGGUCGUGCAGGAUCCGAUGCCAUGACGGCCGAGGACAAAGAUGCAAUCGAGGAACGAGCUAAGUUGAUGGAACGCACCCGAGGCCCCGGGGCCCCGGGGCCCCGGGGGCAGCUGAGACCCCAAGAGGUGGAUGGCAUGGAAAAGGUGAACUCAACUGGCCAGUUUUUGACGCUUUCGGCCCUGGCUGCUAAAGGGGCCCAAUUUGUGAAACUGUGA
Messenger RNA from Cladocopium goreaui, 663 nucleotides. The record is from the annotation of a GenBank genome assembly. Lineage: Eukaryota; Dinophyceae; Suessiales; Symbiodiniaceae.